UCUUACUUUAAUAAACAUUAUUUAAUUAAUGUGCAAUUUCGUUAGGUAAGAUUACCUAGGUACUCUUAUAUAACAGGUAAGAGGUAAGUAUAAUGCCGGUUAGGUACUUCCAUCCAUUCAAAGCCCCACCACGCCGAAAGUGCAAUGUACAAUAGGUACCUCCUUCUUACAAUGUGCAAAGCUUAACCCCACGUUGCCCCGCUUACGUCAGUUCAGUCUUUUUUUUUUUAUACUUUUUUAUACGAUGCCGCUGCCGCUGCCGCGAUACAACAACACAAGUAACAGGUAACUUUCCUUGCUCAAUUAAUUACAUUAGCACCGACGACAUCCCACUAUCAUCAUCAUCAUCAUCGCGUCGACGAUUCAACUCCGCACAUACCACAUACCUACACCUACCUACCUCCUUACUUACAAUCGUUAUUCUGCCAUACUUCAGACAAAGGGGAAAAAAGCUAGUGAAGGGAUAGAACAAGGCAUUCAAAACCUGAGCUGCAUUCAGCCUCAGGAAUUUUCUUCUCCUACAGGCCGACUCUGCCGCCUGCACCAGCGCGAAGACAAAAGAAACGAAACGAAAAAAAAAAGAAUGGCGUCCCCAACCAACAACAUCCUCACCCCCCUUCCCCCCUUCAAACCAGACCUCUACCAGCGGGCCUGGCAAUCGGUGCCGCACCCGACGCUCCCGCUGCUCGCGACCGCGCACCAGAAGACCGCGACCGUGUUCUCGCUGUCGACCCUGUCCGCCCACAGCGCGCUGACCAACGGCCACGAGCGCUCCGUCCGCUGCACCGCCUGGAAGCCGAACCUGCCGCCGCACAAGCUGUGCCUGGUGACGGGGAGCUUCGAUUCGACCGCGGGGUUGUGGCGCUGGAGCGACGGCGAGGGGAAAGGAGAGGAGGGGUUGGAGGUAGAUGUCACACAGAGAAGAAGGAGAGAAGGAGAAGAAGAAGAUAGUAAUAGUAGUAGUGGGGAUGAGAAGGAAGAGGGAGACAAAGACUGGGAGCUAAUCAUCAUCCUCGACGGGCAAGACUCCGAGAUCAAAUGCGUGAGCUUCUCGCCGACGGGCCAGUUCCUCGCGACGUGCAGCCGGGACAAGUCGGUGUGGAUAUGGGAGGACGUCGGGGCGCGGGAGUUGGACGACGACUGGGAGACGGUGGCCGUGCUCAGCGAGCACGAGGGGGACGUCAAGGCCGUGGCGUGGUGUCCCGAGACGAACCGUAGCGCGGGCGGGAGGCGGGGACGCUACAGCAGCGACGUGCUGGCGAGCGCGAGCUACGACAACACGGUGCGGAUAUGGCGCGAGGAAGCCGAGCAGGAAUGGGUGUGCGUCGCCGUGCUGGAGGGCCACCAGGGGACCGUGUGGGGCGUGCAGUGGGAGCCGAAGCCCAAGGGGAACAGGUUCCCGAGGAUCAUGACGUGCAGCGCGGAUCGCACGGUAAGAAUAUGGACGCUCAAGGAGGAGGAAGAAGAUGAGGAAGAACAAACGCCGCAGCAUGCGUGGGGGAGCUUGGGAGGGAUCCCGAACACGAUGCGUAGGGCGUUGAAAGAAGAAUGGGAAUGCACUGCCGUGCUUCCCACGGCACACACGCGAGACAUAUACUCGGCGACGUGGAGUCCAGAGACCGGUAUGGUCGCAAGUACAGGCAGCGACGGCAUUAUUGCCAUUUACCGCGAGGAUGAGGACGAGGUCACAAACGGUGUACACGCCACAGAUGACGAGGCGGCUGCAGAGCUGGAUGGCGAUGUUCAUAUGACGAAUGGUCACACGGAGAAUAAACCUCAGGAAUCUCGACGAUGGAAGCUAAUAUCAACAACACCCAACGCUCACGGCCCCUACGAGAUUAACCACAUCACUUGGUGUAAGCGUUAUGAUCAGGGGUGCCCGCCGGAGAGGAGAGGGAUCGAGGAGAUGCUCGUCACAACUGGAGACGACGGGAUUGUUCGACCGUGGCAGAUCUCACAAUAACCAAUCAACUCGGGUUGUCUUUGUUAUAAUACAUCGUUCAAGCUGUAUAUAUCAUCAAGGAGGCCUUGGCCUUGAAAAAGGUAGACAGGGAAGCCCAAUGCGACGAGCAAUCUGCAAUGAUUUUACAGACGCGUCAAUAAUUAGCCAUUGUUACCCAUUACUCCUCUGGGAGAGUAGGAGAAUCCGAUGAACUUA
This is a messenger RNA of Daldinia caldariorum, 2158 nucleotides long. RefSeq names its product WD40 repeat-like protein. Gene Ontology annotation, cellular component: cytosolic [4Fe-4S] assembly targeting complex. Bases 584 to 1963 code for a protein of 459 amino acids. The transcript is spliced from 2 exons. The record is from RefSeq and is a predicted model, not a curated record. NCBI's taxonomy places the organism in Eukaryota, Fungi, Ascomycota, Sordariomycetes, Xylariales, Hypoxylaceae. Gene Ontology annotation, biological process: iron-sulfur cluster assembly. Gene Ontology annotation, molecular function: protein binding.